Molecule: messenger RNA, 817 nt
Organism: Portunus trituberculatus (swimming crab)
Lineage: Eukaryota; Metazoa; Arthropoda; Malacostraca; Decapoda; Portunidae
Gene: Chchd2
Product: coiled-coil-helix-coiled-coil-helix domain-containing protein 10, mitochondrial-like
Exons: 5
Coding region: 1-663 (220 amino acids)
Biological process (GO): mitochondrion organization
Cellular component (GO): mitochondrion; nucleus
Source: RefSeq, a predicted model, not a curated record
AUGAAGACAAGGAGAAUGAGGAGCAAUGAUUAUUUUGCCCUAGUAGUGUUUCAUCCCAGCUGGACACACCACACUGGCCCGGCUGGCUGUCCUGUGUCUGCUAAGAAGGACACAUUUAUAACCCGCUGUGCUACACGUGAGGGGCAGCAGGCGGCGCAGACACACGCACACACACACCACCAUGCCCAGGAGAGGAGGAUUUGCCCCCAGAGCGCCGCCACGUGCGGCUCCACCACCACCACCACCCCGCGCUGCCCCGGCCCCACCACCCCCGGCAGCAGCUCCCCACCACCCGCUGCUGCUGCACCCAAACAGCCUGGCCUCUUUGCCCAGAUGGCGGCCACAGCGGGAGGCGUUGCUGUGGGCUCGGCUGUGGGUCAUGUAGUCGGACACGCCAUCACUGGGGGAGGCAGCAGCGGCAGCUCGGAGCCCCAGCAGGCCGCCCCCGCCCCCGCCCCCGCCCAACAGCAGUACCCACAGCAGUAUCCGCAGUACCAGGGAUAUCCGCAGCAGGGAGGGCCGUCGGAGCCUCAAGGUCCAUGUGCCUGGGAGAUCAAGCAGUUCCUUCAGUGUGCCCAGACCCAAUCCGACGUGUCUGUCUGUGAGGGAUUCAACGAGGCGCUGCGGCAGUGUAGGAACCAGCACUCCCAGGCGAUGGUGUAGAGCGUAGAGUGCCAGCUGCCCAGGGUGCCACGUGGAGGAGGGCCGUGGUAGUAGUGCCGGCCUUGAGGUGGACCGAACAGCAGUGUUAAGUUAAUUGUUCUCUAAUUUUAUUCCUCUGUACAGCAUCUCUCUUCCAGUAAAAUAUUUUAAUUAA